Colletotrichum navitas is the source of this 1194-nucleotide messenger RNA. RefSeq lists its product as uncharacterized. Bases 1 to 1194 code for a protein of 397 amino acids. The transcript has a single exon. The record is from RefSeq and is a predicted model, not a curated record. Lineage: Eukaryota; Fungi; Ascomycota; Sordariomycetes; Glomerellales; Glomerellaceae.
AUGGGACUCACUGACGCUCAUGUGACCUUCACGAACGAGCUGGGCACGCCGCUCGAGGUGCGCAAAACGGCGUCUGUGGCAAUGGAGAAAGACCUACCAGACGUUCAGACCGUCCCGGCCUACCAGACGAGCAAGCUGCAGCACAUCAACACGUCAGACAUAUCUGUCUUGCAGUCGAGCUUCACCCUCGCGUUCAGUGACGAGACUGUGAAGGUCGAUCUCGGCAGGGAAUUGUACGUCACGGACGCCACGUGGUCCGCAACUGACGGCAAGAUCGGAGGCUUGCUGGCGCCCAUCAACUCAAUGAACAACGGCGUGGACUUCCGCCUCUGGUUCUUCGCCUGUGAUGGCAGCUCGGUCGACUACCUCAACCGCUACCUGAUUUCGGCAGCCAAGUUAGUCCCCCAGACGCUCGUGGCUCACCCGAUCACCGUGCCGCUGCCACCCGUCCUGAACAAGAGCUCCGUAACGCUCACGAAGCUCGAGAUACCCGAGAUGAAGUGCGUGUACGCCUCAAUUCUCGCUCUUGCAGCUGUUGCUGUCUCUGUCCCAGGUUCCAGCGCCGGCGUACCUCGCGUCACGGCCGAUGCGCUGGGUAGUAACAAGGUCACCGUCACAGCCAUCCUGAACACGUCUCUCAUGGCCUCCGGGUCCGUGUCCCUGUUUGACGGCAGCUUCACCUCCGUGGGCGAGCUCGCACUCACAGAGGUCUCUAUGCUGGCUCGGGUGGUGGUGGACCUGUCGUCGCCGCCGCACUUGUCGGCGGUGGUCGAGUCCCUCGCGAUCUCGAUCGGAGAAUGGUCCCUGUCUAGCGAUAUUUUCGAGUCGAUCGAGAAGGCCUUUCCCUGGCUGGCUGGCAUCCUGUCUUUGGUGGAAGACAGCUACCAUCUCGCCGCGCUGUUCAACACGGAUCCAGUCAACAGCCAGAUAGUGGAGCUGGUCAACACCAUCCUGAAAGGCCUGCUUGGUUCGGACGGGACGGCGUUCUUCGAAUCCCUGGCGCCGGUGGCGGAUCCGGAAACUGUCAAGUCUGCCAACUCGAUCCCUAAGCCCAUGUCGGCACAGGCGCCAGAGCAUGACUUGCUCUUCCCAAACACAGCUACUGCGACUGACACAAAGAUAAUCAACCAUCCUGAAGUGGUCGGAGCAGAGCGUCCCUCUCUCGAUACCCAAGGCAAAACUGAUGGGGUGUAA